Aspergillus affinis is the source of this 333-nucleotide messenger RNA. RefSeq lists its product as uncharacterized. Lineage: Eukaryota; Fungi; Ascomycota; Eurotiomycetes; Eurotiales; Aspergillaceae. The coding region runs from base 1 to 333 and encodes 110 amino acids. The transcript has 3 exons. The record is from RefSeq and is a predicted model, not a curated record.
AUGAAGUUUACUCUUUUCUCUCUCCUCGCGGCUGCUUCCCUUGUCGCUUCUCAGGAACUCCCCGUCUGCGAAUCUGGAGCCCUGAAGUGCUGCCGCGACGUUGUGCAGUACUCUGAACUGCCCGAUUACGUGCAGGAAUACUAUGGCAUUGACCCCGAGCUGAAUGACGCGAACGCAUGCUCGGAUGGUAUUGACCUCCUCAACGAAUUCGACGUCGCGCGCUGCAGUGCUAACGGCGAGUCGCUGCAAUGCUGCGGCGCGUUCGUUUCCGCUCGGCCUCCGAUCGAGGGAGAGAACAUCAUUCUCAACUGCGAGGACGUUCACCAAUACUAA